This is a messenger RNA of Pocillopora verrucosa, 522 nucleotides long. RefSeq names its product dynein light chain Tctex-type 5-B-like. Gene Ontology annotation, molecular function: dynein intermediate chain binding. Gene Ontology annotation, biological process: microtubule-based movement. The record is from RefSeq and is a predicted model, not a curated record. Gene Ontology annotation, cellular component: cytoplasm; cytoplasmic dynein complex. NCBI's taxonomy places the organism in Eukaryota, Metazoa, Cnidaria, Anthozoa, Scleractinia, Pocilloporidae.
AUGACAAGCUCUGUUAAUAGCGCUUCUUUGGAAGGAUAUUCGACAGGUCUACCCCGAGGAGUGUUGAAGAAAACAGGGAACAAUCAACGUCAGUCGACUUUAGCAAGUCAAGAAUCUUCUAUUCUGUUUUCAUUGGAGGGAGAAAACUUCAAACUGAGCGCGCCGGGUUUAGAAAACUCAUUUAAAAUGAAGCCUGACACAUCGUUUAAUUCCGAAAGAGUCCGUAAGCUGGCCGAGGACAUUUUGCAUGGAACAUUCGAUGGAAUGAAAUACGAACGAGAAAGAUGUCGACAGUUAGCGCUGAAGGCGAGUGAGGAACUGAAAGAUAAAGUUAAAGCGGAGCUUGGUUGUAACAGGUUCAAGUUUGUUUGCUUGGUUUAUUUGGGAUCGAAGCAAAGUCAGGGAAUGAGCAUCACCAGCCGCUGUCUGUUGGAUGAAAGAUUUGAUAGAUGCGCAACGGCCUCGUUUCAAAAUGGCUCCCUGUUUGUUGUGGCUACAAUUUACGGUAUAUAUCUGGAAUAA